Molecule: messenger RNA, 870 nt
Organism: Leishmania mexicana MHOM/GT/2001/U1103
Lineage: Eukaryota; Euglenozoa; Kinetoplastea; Trypanosomatida; Trypanosomatidae
Exons: 1
Coding region: 1-870 (289 amino acids)
Biological process (GO): intracellular manganese ion homeostasis
Cellular component (GO): membrane
Molecular function (GO): iron ion transmembrane transporter activity; manganese ion transmembrane transporter activity
Source: RefSeq, a predicted model, not a curated record
AUGUCUGAGUCCACCGCGCUGAAUGUAUCGGCAACGGAGAAGAAGGAGUACAAGAGCUGUGAUGCCGCUCGCGCCGCCUUCCGCGCCGGCGAUGUGGAGGCAUCGCGUCGUGAGCACAUGAAGGGGAUGCAGCAGGAGAACCACAACACGAGUGCCUCUGAAUAUGUGAAGUCCCUCGUGUUUGGCGGUCUGGACGGCAUCAUGACCACUUUCGCCAUCAUUGCCGCGGCAGCCGGGAGUGGGGGCGACAAAGCCACGGUACUUAUUUUCGGUUUUUCUAACGUCAUCGCCGAUGGCUUCUCUAUGGGGUUCGGCGAGUACGUCUCUGGCGAGGCUGAGCGGGAGAACGCUAUUUCGGAGCGGCGCCGCGAGGAGUGGGAGGUGGAGAACUCGUUUGACCUGGAAAUAGAUGAAAUGGUGCAGAUAUACAUGGCGAAGGGGCUCUCCUUCGAUGACGCGCACACGAUUGUCGGCAUCAUCUCCAAGGACCCGAAGAUGUUUGUGGACUUCAUGAUGGUGGAGGAGCUUGGACUUCUGGUGGACAUCGACGACACUCACGGCCCCAAGAAGCAAGGUGUCGUGAUGUUCGCAUCCUUCAUGUUCUUCGGCUCCAUCCCUCUCCUAGCGUAUCUUCCAGGCAAAGGCCAGGGUGUAGACUCCGUUUUUUUUGUGUCCUGCAUUCUCACAAUGGCCUCGCUGGUCUUCCUGGGCUCAGUGAAGGGUUACCUCGUCGGCGUCAGCAUGGGGCGCUCGGCGGUGCUUAUGGUGCUCAACGGCGUAAUCAGCGGGGUCGUCAGCUUCAUGGCUGGCCACCUGAUUCAGAUGGCGCUCACUAACGGGGCCGAAGCCACGACUCCCUUGCCUGCGUAA